GAACCCUAGGUCCUCCAGGUUCACCCGGCCUACAAGGUCCUCGUGGACUCCCAGGAACUGGUGGCGUGAAGGGAGAAAAGGGUACUCUUGGCAUGCCUGGAAUUCCUGGCAUCCCCGGACAGAAGGGAGAUCCUGGUUUUCCAGGAAAUCCGGGCAUACCCGGUCCUACUGGCCCCGCUGGAAUAAAGGGAGAUUCAGGACAGCCUGGUGUUCCUGGAUUCCCCGGUUUGAAGGGUGAUCUUGGAUAUCCUGGCCCCAGUGGCCCUCCUGGAGAUCGUGGAUUACCUGGAGAACGGGGCACUCCGGGUGAUCCCGGUGAAGGUUCGCCUCCCAUUGUGCUAAAGGGAGAACGGGGACCCCCAGGUCUUCAGGGCCUACCUGGUUCUCCAGGACCACCUGGUUUGCCCGGCCAACCUGGAGGCUCAGGUAUCAAAGGUGACCCUGGUGGACCUGGGAGCGAUGGUCCUCCUGGCUUCAACGGACCUCCCGGCAGGAAGGGAGACAUUGGUCCGGCAGGUCAGCCUGGUCAGCCUGGCAACCCUGGUCCCCGUGGUUCAGAUGGCCCACAAGGUCCUCCCGGUGUCCCAGGAUCAGUUUCUGCUGCUCACGGUUUCCUCAUCACCCGGCACAGCCAGACCACCGAUGACCCAGAGUGCCCCACUGGAACUAAGUUUAUCUAUAACGGAUACUCUCUGUUGUACGUGCAGGGCAACGAGCGGGCACACGGACAGGACCUUGGCACAGCCGGUAGCUGCCUGCGCAGAUUUAGCACCAUGCCCUUCAUGUUCUGCAAUAUCAACAACGUCUGCAACUUCGCAUCCCGUAACGACUACUCCUACUGGCUGUCCACGGACAGACCCAUGCAACAGCUGCAGUCUGGUAGCGACCCAAACAAUUGCAUGCAGUUUAUAGUGCAGCACUGUGCACCUCUUUGA
Molecule: messenger RNA, 935 nt
Organism: Neolamprologus brichardi
Lineage: Eukaryota; Metazoa; Chordata; Actinopteri; Cichliformes; Cichlidae
Source: RefSeq, a predicted model, not a curated record